Closterium sp. Naga37s-1 is the source of this 2433-nucleotide messenger RNA. NCBI's taxonomy places the organism in Eukaryota, Viridiplantae, Streptophyta, Zygnematophyceae, Desmidiales, Closteriaceae. The record is from the annotation of a GenBank genome assembly.
AUGGGGGGUUCAGCAGUAAUCGCAGCAGCAGGGGGGUUAUGGGGAGCAGAAACAGGAAGAAGAAGGUUCGGGGAGGCUGGGCGUUUUUCCCUUACCCCAGGGUUUGAGAGGUAUGGGAAGGCGUUUCCCUUUUCUGAGGAUUCUUCAUUUGUGGAGGCUGGGAGUGUCGUUGCUUCUGCUGCUGCCGCUGCUGCGGCGGCGGUGGCGGCUAGUGCUGGAAGCUUCCUGGAAGCAUCGGAGCCGGCGGCGCUGCCGGCCCCCCGGGAUUCGUCCAAUAGGAAGCAUUUUCUGGAAUCUGCUGACGUGUUGGAAGUGACAAGAGAGCAGGGGAGUGUUCUUGUAACGAGGGGAGGCUUAGGAGAACACAGAGUUACUGGAACUGAGGCAGAAGGGGUUGAGUUGGGGAGACAAGGAAGAAGAGGAGGGGGGAGCAGAGCAGUAGGUGUGGAGUUUGGGAGACAAGGAAACGGCCAACCCUCUGCUUUUCCAUCCCAAGCAGCUUCCUCGUAUGCUGCUUCGUCUUACGCUGCUCCCUCCCACAUGCCCCUGCCCCCUUCACCUUCAUCCGCCUUUGCUGCUUCGCCUGGCAUGGUACAGAGGGGCAGGGCAAAUGCUUCUCCUGCUGCCCCAUCCCAUGUAUCUCCCUCUUAUGCUGCCCCAUCCCAAGUUCCCCUGCCCCAUUCACCUUCACCAGCCCUUGCUGCUGCUUCGCCUGGUGUUGAACAGAGUGGCACGGGGGACAUUUCUCGGGCAGGUGCUUCUUGGGCAGAUUUUUCUCGGGCAGAUUUUUCUCGGGCAGCUUUUUCUCGGUCGGACUUUUCUCGGGCGGAUUUUUCUCGGGAAGAUGCUUCCGAACCAUGUCGGUUCGGGUUGCCUCGGCAAAUGCCCGUGUCUGGAAGCGAGGCAGCGGCAGCGGCAGGAAGGAGCGAGGUAGCAGCAGGAAGGUUCCGGUCUCCAGAGGAGUUUAUGAGGAGGCAACUCACUGCCAUGGCUGAAGCGGUGGAGAGGGGAGACAUGGUGCAGGUGCAGCAAGCGUAUCUACAGCUGAAGCCCCUUGCACGGCCCAAGGGAGUGGCUAUGGAGAGAAUAAUUCACUAUAUGGUGGAUGGGCUGUUCAAGAGGGUGCAAGGAACGGGGUACCAGCACUUCAGCACACCCGUUCGGAAAACUCCCAAGGAACUUGACGAGGCACGUGCUUGGUUCGCUACAAGCACGCCAUACCCCGCGUUUGGCAACAUGGCAAUAACGGGCAUGUUUCUCGAUGCUGUCUCCUCCGCCUCCCACGUCCACCUCAUCGACUUCGGAGAACUCCUCCCCUUCCACCUGCCCACGAUCAUGGAACUUUUAGCUGCCCGGCCGGGCGGCCCGCCGCACCUCCGCGUCACGGGGUUGGACACGACGACUUUCGUCUGCCCGGGGCGGAAGGAUUUUAAGAAUCUUCGGGCGGUGGCGGAAGUGGGGAGGAGGCUGAGGGGGUUGGCGAUGCGGCUGGGAGUGCCGUUCGAGUUUGAGUAUAUCGAUAUCAAUGAGAAUCAACUGCACCUUCUGUACCAGGUCAAGAGGAGGUGGAGUGAGACACUGGUGGUGUGUGCACAUCUCGAGCUCAUGAACUUUCCAGACGAUUCUGUUGUGGACCACGGGCCCAGAGAUUGCAUUCUCAGGUGGAUUCACGACUUAAAGCCCGCGCUCGUCACGAUUGUCGAGAUGGACCUCGAUUCCAACGCCCGCCCGUUCCUCUCCCGCUUCCAACACGUUCUCGACCACCAUUUCUCCGUCUUCUCCUCCCACGACGCUCUAAUCGGCGCCGCCGACAAACGCCUGCUUUCCAUUUUCGAGGAUCUUUAUUUCGGCCGGGCGGCGGUCGACUUAAAAGUCGCCUCAAAAGUCAACGCGCUGCGGGACGUGUCAGGAGAGGACACGUGUACUUCAUCAGUACAGGUCGACUCGAAAGUCAACUCAACAGUCAACGCAAAAGUCAACGCGCCGCGGGACGGGAUGGAGCUGGAGGAAGCAGCGCGGGAUCGGAAAGAGCGGCUGCGAGCGUUAAGGGAGGCGGCGUUGAUCGUCACAACAGACGGCGAGACAACGGCUAGCCGGUUAGCAGACGGCGACGAUGGAAAGGAGAACGAGCCUGCAGCGGAGGUUCGGUUCCGAAGCUACUUGCCUCGGGAUGACCAGCUGAUGGAGAGGAAGCUUCCUCCAGCUCAGCUCCCCAAGUUCCAGGAACCUACCGCCGCCCAGCCACUCUUCUUGGACCCCAAUGAGGACCCGGUAACUGCUAUCGCUCCUCGCAAGCCCAACUGGGACCUCCGGAGGGACGUGGCGAAGCGAUUAGCCAAGCUGGAGAGAUGCACACAGCGAUCAAUGAUCGAACUCAUGAGGGAAGAAGAGGAGAGGAGGCAGCAGCAAGAGUCGGGCAUAGAAGGGUCUUGA